Messenger RNA from Leptonychotes weddellii (Weddell seal), 2466 nucleotides. NCBI's taxonomy places the organism in Eukaryota, Metazoa, Chordata, Mammalia, Carnivora, Phocidae. The record is from RefSeq and is a predicted model, not a curated record.
CCGUUGCCAUGGUGCCCAGGCCCCGCAACCCCGCCACCGGAAGAACGACCCCGAGUCGGAGUGAGCGCCCGGCAGCGGAGGGCGCCCAGGGCCGUGGCACCGAGACCGACCCCUCAGGUGCCACCUGAAGACCCAUGCUGCCCCCUUAUCUGGAUGUUUGACCCAUGGUGGGAAAAGGCAGCUGCCUCCAGCAGGUUGGAUGUGAAUGGACCAGGCCUGGGACAGAGCCCACGGGCCUUGGCCGAGCACAGCCACUGUCCAAGUGCGGGAGCUGAGCUGGCAAGGCCUGCACAAUCCCCGCCCACAGAGCAAGGACCCAGGCAGCCAUAGGGACAGCCGUGGCGAGCAGCUGGUGGAGGAGUACCGGUCACCUGCCCGACUGCGGGCCCUGGCCCAGGUAGACGACCUUCGACUGGUGAACAUGCUGGAGAUGUGUGUCAACACCCGUGAGAACAGCCUGGGGAACUUUGGGGUGCACCUGCCCAACCUCAGCCAGCUGAAGCUCAACGGCAGCUGCCUGGGCUCUGUGAGAGACCUGGGCACUUCCCUGGGCCACUUGCAGGUGCUGUGGCUGGCUCGCUGCGGCCUGACUGACCUGGAUGGCAUUGGCUCCUUCCCGGCCCUGAAGGUGGGUCUGUGGUGCCCUGGGCUGGGGAGAGGGUGCCAGGCCAAGCCCUGGCUGAGCCCCCUGCCGCCCCAGGAACUCUACGUCUCCUUCAACAACGUCUCAGACCUGAGCCCGCUGUGCCUGCUGCAGCAGCUGGAGGUGCUAGACCUGGAGGGCAACAGCGUGGAGGACCUGGGGCAGGUGCGCUUCCUGCAGCUGUGCCCGAGGCUGGCCACGCUCACCCUGGAGGGCAACCUGGUGUGCCUGCGGCCAGCGCCCAGCCCUUCCAACAAGGUGCCGCGGGGCUACAACUAUCGGGCAGAGGUGAGGAAGCUCAUCCCCCAGCUGCAGGUCCUGGAUGAGGUACCAGCCACACACACAGGCCCCCCGGCCUCCCGGAAGCUGGACCAGGACUGGCUCAUGGUGAAGGAGGCCAUCAGGGAGGGCAGUGUCUUGGAUGGCCUGCUCCCUGGGCUGGAUCAUCCCCAUGGAGCCCCCAUUCAGAAACUCAGCUCCGAGCUCUCCUUGCCCGAGACCCAGCCAUGGGCCCCCAGGCCAUGGCCACUCUCCCUACUGGUCACUGGGGGUCCUCUGCCUGAAAGCCUGCUUCCCAAGGACCCAGCUCCAGAGGAUGACACCAGCAACCUCACCCAUGGGGCUAGCCGAGUCCUCUGCGGGAACCCCACCAGAGGCCUGCGGGAGCGUCGACACCAAUGCCAGGCCUGGGCAGGUCCGGAGCAGCUGCCCCCACACAGGCUGAAGGAGCUGGCUGCCUCUAUUCCAGGGCCUGAUUCUACAGACAGCAGUGACCCCCUGGCCUUGGCGAGGCUUCCGGCCUGCAGGGAGUUGCGCCUGUGCCCCCUCCCUGGUAGGUCCCUGGAGUCCCAGCAAGAAGGUGCCACAGCCCCCUGGGGCCCAUGGAGGGGCCCUGAAGAGCAAGAGGACAAGUCUAGGCCCAAGACUCCCUCCAGCCCCCUAUGCCUGGUCCCAGAGCCUUCCAGGACUUUGGGCUAUAACCUGACCCCCUCUCCCCCCAAGACACCCAUGCCUUCUGAUUCUAGCAACAGUUACUGGGGGUCCACAGGCCUGCAGUUCCGGAGGCGGAGGCUCAGAGCCCUGUGUAGCUUAGGGCCUGGCUUAGGGCAGGGACCUGGCCUAGGGCAGGGAUUGGCUACAGUGACGGAUCUGAGAGCCCUGGAGGUGACCUCAGGCCCAAGCCCUAGAGCCCAAGGAUGUCCAGGCCCAAAGCCAGCACCGGAUCCAGCAGCCAGACCCCCCCGCCUCCGGUGCAUGCCACACCUGAACCCUAUCACCCCAGCCCAAUCCCACCCCUAGUGCAACCCCCCACCCACUGCCAAAGCUGGCCUGGAUUGCAGGCCAAGGAGCCCCAGUGUGGUCAUGGGAGCCCCAUGUGAACUCUGGCUUCAUGGAACCCAGAGCAUCGCGGGGGGUGUAUUGGGGGGUGGGUAAUGGGCUUGACAUAGGAGAGACCCUUCUUGGUGGAGGAGAUUCGGAGGCUGGGAUCGCCAGCGGUAGGCACAAGAAAGAUCCCAGGUUAAGAGAGCCCAGGUCCCCAGCACUGGCCCAGCUGCCCACUCCUUCUACCGGGCCCAGGCGGAGGUGGCUGGAGCAGAGCCCCAUCAGCUCUCUGGCAGGCCCUCCAGAUGCCAGGGUGCAGCCAGGCCUCCCAUCCCCGGCGGAUAUGUGCAGGUCCUCGCCCACGCAGGAAUGGAGAAGCCAGUUUCCUUCCCCUGGGGCAGGGUAUCCCCAGAGCAAGCGAAUCCUUUUAUACUCUCACGUGUACAUAAGUGCCGUUUACUUCGUAGGCGAUGUUGGUUCAAUAAAUUAUGCAGUCGGCA